GUCCAAAGCUUUUCAUAAGUAGAAUCCAGUUUGUUUUUAGGUGCAGUCAUUCUCCAGUUUCAAGCUGGUCCAGGUUUUCCUCUGAGGAACCAGCACCACGACUUCAGGUGGACUCAAAAGCAGUCAUGGCUUCCUCCAGCAGUCUCCUGUCUGAAGAUCAGCUCCAGUGCUCCAUCUGUCUGGAUGUGUUCACUGAUCCAGUCUCUACUUCAUGUGGACACAACUUCUGCAUGGUCUGUCUCAACGAGUGCUGGGAUAGCAGUUCACACUGCCAGUGUCCAGUCUGUAAGACCGAUUUCUGUAGAAGACCUGAACUGUCUGUGAACACGUUCAUCUCUGGACUGGCUGCUCAGUUCAAGAAGUCAGUUCAGGUCAAAUCCAGCAGAGCUCCAGAGAAAUCUGCCAAACCUCAGGUGCUCUGCGAUGUCUGCUGUGAAAAGAGAAGUGCAGCUCUGAAGUCCUGCCUGAUCUGCAUGGCCUCUUACUGCAAGACUCAUCUGGAUCCUCAUGAGAGAAUCGCUUCAUUCAGGAAACACAAGCUGAUGGACCCUGUGGAGAACCUGGAGGACUACAUCUGCCAGAAACAUGAGAGACCCCUGGAGCUGUUCUGUAGAGACGACCAGACAUGUGUGUGUCAGUUCUGCACUGAGACAGACCACAAGACUCACAGCACUGUUCCUAUAGAGGAGGAGAGUGAAGAGAAGAAGACUCAGCUGGUAAAGACCCAGGCUGAAGUUCAGCAGAUGAUCCAGGACCGACUGAAGAAGAUUGAGGACAUCAAACAGUCUGUAGAGCUCAAUAAAAAAAGCACAGAGAAGGAGAAAGCAGACAGUGUGGAGGUCUUCAGAGCUCUGCUGCACUGCAUUGAGAGAAGCCAGGCGGAGCUGCUUGAGGUGAUGGAGGAGAAGCAGAAAGCAGCAGAGAGGCAGGCUGAAGAGUUCAUUAAAGAGCUGGAGCAGGAAAUCACUGAGCUAAAGAUGAGAGACACUGAGCUGGAGCAGCUCUCCCACACUGAGGACCACCUCCACCUCCUACAGGUUUACCCGUCCCUCUGCAGCCCUCCACCCACCAAGAACUGGACUGAGGUCAGGAUUAACUCUCAUCUGAGGGUGGAGACUCUGAGGAGAGCUCUGACUCAGCUUCAGGGAGAACUCAGUAAGGAGAUGAAGAAGCUUGAUGCGACUGAACUGAAGAGAAUUCAGCAGCAUGCAGUGGAUGUCACUCUGGAUCCUGACACAGCUCAUCCUGAUCUCAUCCUGUCUGAUGAUAGAAAACAAGUGAGAGAUGAAGAUGCAGAACGGAAUCUCCCUGACAAGCCAGAGAGGUUUGAUCGUUGUACUGGUGUGCUGGGAAAGGAGGGGUUCUCCUCAGGGAGGUUUUAUUAUGAGGUUCAGGUCAGAAAGAAGACUGACUGGGAUCUAGGAGUGACCACAGAGUCCAGUAACAGGAAGGGAGAGCUUAUUCUAGGUCCUAGGAAUGGAUACUGGAGUAUGUUACUGAGAGAUAAGGGAGUCUAUGUGGCUCUGAACUCUACCCAUGUCUGCCUCUCCCUGAAACAGGCUCCCCAGAAAGUGGGGGUGUUUGUGGAUUAUGAGGAGGGUCUGGUCUCCUUCUAUGAUAUUAAGGCCAGGUCUCAUAUCUACUCUUUCACUGGUCAGUCUUUCACUGAGAAACUCUAUCCUUUCUUCAGUCCCUCCCUCAAUGAAGGAGGUAAAAACUCAGCACCGCUGAUCAUCACACCUGUUGAACAAUAUAUCAUGGCUUCCUCCAGCAGUCUCCUGUCUGAAGAAGAGCUCCAGUGCUCCAUCUGUCUGGAUGUGUUCACUGAUCCAGUCUCUACUCCAUGUGGACACAACUUCUGCAGGAUCUGUCUCAAAGAGUACUGGGACAGCAGUUCACGCUGCCAGUGUCCCUUAUGUAAGACAGAAUUCCCCAAAAGGCCUGAACUACGAGUGAACACGUUCAUCUCUGGACUGGCUGCUCAGUUUAAGAUCUCAGAUCAGGUGAAACCCAGCAGAGCUCCAGAGAAACGACCCUCCAAACCUACAAAUGUUCUGUGUGACUCCUGCUCUGGGGAUCAGCUGGAGGCUGUAAAGUCCUGUCUGGACUGUGGAGUCUCUUACUGUGAGACUCAUCUGAUGCCUCAUAAAACUGCGGCUAAACUGAAGAAGCACAAACUGAUGGACCCUGUGGAGAACCUGGAGGACUACAUCUGCCAGAAACAUGAGAGACCCCUGGAGCUGUUCUGUAGAGACGACCAGACGAGUGUCUGUGACCUUUGCAGUGAGACAGACCACAAGACUCACAGCAUUGUUCCUAUAGAGAAGGAAAGUCAAGUGAAGAAGACUCAGCUGGGAAUGAAACAGUCAGAAGUUCAGCAGAUGAUCCAGGACAGAGUAAAGAAGAUUAAGGAAAUCAGAUGCUCUGUAGAUCUCAAUAAAAAAAGCUCAGAGAAGGAGAAAGCAGACCGUGUGGAGGUCUUCAGAGUUCUGCUGCACUGCAUUGAGAGAAGCCAGGCGGAGCUGCUUGAGGUGAUGGAGGAGAAGCAGAAAGCAGCAGAGAGGCAGGCUGAAGAGUUCAUUAAAGGGCUGGAGCAGGAAAUCACUGAGCUAAAGAGGAGAGACACUGAGCUGGAGCAGCUCUCCCACACUGAGGACCACCUCCACCUCCUACAGGUUUACCCGUCCCUCUGCAGCCCUCCACCCACCAAGAACUGGACUGAGGCCAGGAUUAACUCUCAUCUGACGGUGGAGCCUCUGAGGAGAGCUCUGACUCGGCUUCAGGAAGAGCUCAGUAAGGAGAUGAAGAAGCUUGAUGCGACUGGUACGUGGCAUCAGGAGAUUAUGACUGAACUGAAGAAAAUUCAACAGUAUGCAGUGAAUGUGACUCUGGAUCCCGUUACGGCAAAUCCUUAUCUCAUCCUCUCUGAUGAUGGGAAACACGUGGCACUUCGAAACAUACAACAGAAUCUUCCCAACAAUCCAGAGAGGUUUGAUCGCUGUCCCUGUGUGCUGGGAAAGGAAGGAUUCUCCUCAGGGAAAUUUUACUAUGAGGUUCAGGUCAGUGGGAAGACUGACUGGGAUUUAGGAGUGGUCCGAGAGUCCAUUGACAGGAAGGGGGAGAUUACAGCCAGUCCUAAAGUUGGUUACUGGAUGAUGUUUCUGAGAAAUGCGACAGAAUAUACUGUUGUGGACAAAUCAUGUGUGCCCCUCUACUUGAAACAGGCUCCGCAGAAGGUGGGGGUGUUUGUGGAUUAUGAGGAAGGUCUGAUCUCCUUCUAUGAUGCUGAGGCCAGGAUUAAACUUUAUUCUUUUACUGGUCAGUCUUUCACUGAGAAACUCUAUCCACUAUUCAGCCCUUAUGUGAAUUCCGGAGGUAAAAAUUCAGCUCCAUUGAUCAUCACACCUGUUGAGCAGUGUAAAUGAGGUUAAUUUACCCCAUAAACCGAAUCAGUCACAUGUAUCCUAAAACCCAUUAAACAAUGAAUAUACAUAAUAUGUAAUAUGCACAAUGAAUAUACAAACUCAAGAUUUAAGUCAAUGGAUGAAUCUCUAGGUUUGUACCAGUUAUAUUCUGUAAACGAUGCAUGCAUUUUAUUCUUCACAUCAGUUUAAAAGAAUAUUCCUAAGCCUUUCUCCACAUGCAUACAACAGUGCUGGUUUUAGCAUUCAUGUCUAUGUGAAUAUACAUUUUAGAGAGGAGCACUUUUAAAGCCUGAGAACAGGGGAGGACCCCGGGUUGGAGUGGUGCAUUAACCUGGGGCCUGUUUCACAGAUUUUCCCACUCAGCAGAAAUGCAAUCAUCUUUAACGCUUAUAUAUGUUAAUAUUAUCUGUUAAUUAUAUAUAUAAUUGCGCUCACUUGAUCUAAUGUUUGGACCAAGACCUAAAUUGAUACUUUUGAACCCAUUUUUAAAGCUCAUUGUGUUGUUUUAAAAAUGAUGAAAUAAUACUGCAUUCUGAAUAAAUACAAAAUGUUCACCAAAAGAAAACAAUAGACAAAAGCUAAACUAAUUUAAAGAUUAUGUUGUUUAAAAGAUGAGAAUUUUCCUAGUGUUGUUUUCAUACCCAGUUUUGUGCUCAGUCUGAUUUUCUCUCUAAUACUUAGCUUGUAUUGUCUCUGUUAUCUAUACGCUGUCCUAUACCUUAAACUUUUUCAAAUGAGCAAGUAAAUAGCUAAGCUAUUAACAGCUAUGUUAUUUUGGUCUAUUUGACUUUUGUUAGAGUAGUAGAAGGGCCACUUUGCUGUUUUCUUUGACAAAUGCGUUUAUGCUUUAGAAAUGAAUAAAGAUUUUGGCUCGCA
Pygocentrus nattereri (red-bellied piranha) is the source of this 4301-nucleotide messenger RNA. RefSeq lists its product as uncharacterized. The record is from RefSeq and is a predicted model, not a curated record. Lineage: Eukaryota; Metazoa; Chordata; Actinopteri; Characiformes; Serrasalmidae. The coding region runs from base 126 to 3425 and encodes 1099 amino acids. Gene Ontology annotation, molecular function: zinc ion binding; protein binding. The transcript has 13 exons.